Messenger RNA from Apis florea (little honeybee), 1442 nucleotides. Its product is annotated as meckelin. The record is from RefSeq and is a predicted model, not a curated record. Gene Ontology annotation, biological process: cilium assembly. Gene Ontology annotation, cellular component: MKS complex; ciliary transition zone. NCBI's taxonomy places the organism in Eukaryota, Metazoa, Arthropoda, Insecta, Hymenoptera, Apidae.
GUUAAUGAAAAAAUGAUAAAAACAUUUACAAUAAUAGCAUUUUUUUCUAAAUUUAUAGAAAUACUUGGAUUUAUUUGUCAAUAUUGGAAUAUUGAUAUAUUUUUUAUCGAUUGGGAACAACCAAAAAUAAUAAAUAAUCAAUGUAAACACGAUUUUCCAUAUUUAUCUAUAAAUGAGUUUUAUAUCAAUAAAUUUUCUAAAAAUAAAUUCAAACAUUUUCACAUGACAUCAGAAAUAAUAACAGCCAAACGCAAAAAAAUAUUAUAUAAAUUAAAGAAAUAUGAGAAUCCUAAGAAUUUUAAUAAAUCUUUUUCAGUUGACAAACAAAAAAUUGAUAUUUCAACUGAAAAUUCAAUAUCAAAAAUUUCUACUCAAAUAAUGAAUAAAGAUAGCAAUUUUGGUAAUUUACCUAUUAGUAUUUGGAGAACAUAUUUCAUUGCAAAUAAAUGGUUAAACCUUCAAACAAAAAGAAAAAUAAAUAUUAUGAUACAAUUACUUGCUGUUCUAUGUAUUUUUCAGAUAAUACAAUUGUGUCCAUGGAUUAUUGGAAUACCAGAAUUAACAUCUAUAUUGUUUGAAAACAAUUAUGAUUUUAUUUUAUACUACACAAUAUGUACCUUAAUAUAUAUUUUAAUUUAUUGUAUUCACUGGUUGGUAUCUGUAUUUUUUGAACAAUGUAUUACAAACAGAAUGCAAGAAUUUGUAAAUCUAUGUUCAAUUGCAAAUAUUAGUAUAUUUAUUUUACCAUUUAAUUAUUAUGGUUUCUAUAUUCAUGGAAGAUCAGUACAUGGAUUUGCAGAUACAGACUUACCUACUUUAAUUAAUAACUUGCAAAUGGAAAAAAAUAAUUUAUGUGCACACAGAGGUCUUGUUCCAGGCACAACUCAACAAACAUUUAUAUUAUAUUUAACAAAAACUUUCAGGAUUACGUUCAACAAAAACUUGAAACUGACAAAAAUUAAACGACAUAAUUUUAUAAAUAAAUUCUAUUCUGCAUCUACAAAUUGGGAAUAUAUAUUUAAUAAUCAAUUAAAAAUAAAACAGUUCUUAUGUAAGUUUAUAGAUCAUUGCAUAAAAGAUGAGGAUUAUUUUAUUAAAGAACAGCAUUUUUUAGACAAAUUAUUCAAUAUAUUUUCUUACAAUGAAGAGAAAUCAACUUUCUAUAUCGAUAAUAAUUAUUCUUUUAAUCAAGUGUUAUUAUAUGGAAAUGAAUGGUUAUUUGCAACAUUUGAAAUUUCAAUAUUUACUCUCAUCAUUGUAUUGUGUAAUAAUAGCACAUUAGCUAUUGUAGUAACAAUAUUAGUAUCAACACUGUUAACUCUAAUAAUGAAACAUAAUGGUAAAAAAAAUGUAAGUAAUAAUAUAUUAUUAAAUAGAAUAUUUUUUACAUAAAUAAUUAAUGUAUUAUAUACAUAAUAUAAUAUUAUUAAAGAUAUUGCAUU